Peronospora farinosa is the source of this 993-nucleotide messenger RNA. The record is from the annotation of a GenBank genome assembly. Lineage: Eukaryota; Oomycota; Peronosporomycetes; Peronosporales; Peronosporaceae.
AUGGCGGAGUCAAUCAUUUCACGCGGCCAGCAGCUUGAAGCAGCAGUAGAUCGCCUACCAGGCUGGUACUUUGCAGUGCUAAACCCUUCACCGAUCAAGACCGAUGCCUUAGGUCUUAAUGCAAGUAUUUACGCGACACUAAACCCAGUAUGCGAGACAGAGGACAAAGCACAACCCAUGGACGAAGACGACGUACAGGAGCCUCAGGAGCCCCCGUCUAAUACCACUAUGAGCUGCAUAGACGACGAGCUUGAGUUUGAAAAGCUUGAAAUAGCCAGUCAAGAGUCCGAUCUGACGGAUAAACAGGAGCAGAUCCAUCAACAUGAACUAAGGCAGUCCACGACGUCAAGUGGACAUUCCACGACUUCGUCGUCAGAAACCUCCACGGACCUCGUGCUCUCGGGUUUUUCGAUGCGCGGGAGGGAAAAGAAGGUCAUGUAUCACAUUGAUGUGGUCGACCAUGAUGCCCCUUUACAGACAUAUACCAUCCGUCGCAGUUACUCGGACUUCAAGGACUUGCACAUGCAACUCAGUGAGAUUUUCGAGAACAGACAGGCCUAUUACCGUAGUAAAGCGGUAUCUAGACUUGCUAGAGGAGUCACACCUGUGUCGGAUGAAGCUAUGACUCAAGAGGAUAAGCUCGAGCGCGCCAUCAUGGCGUUCGCGCUGCCUCCUUUACCUCACGCAGGAUUCCUUACGUUCUGGAAACGACACGACCGAUUGCAUUUGCAAUCACGAUGCGAUCGCUUCCAAGAGCUGCUCCAAGCAGUACAACAAAUGGCAUUUCUGCGAGAAUCCUUUGCGACCCAGAAGUUUCUGAGUGUAGCACCUUGUGCCAUUCGACAACGAGGUUCUUCCUAUGUGUCGCUAUGUGAAUACAGUGUACCUACGCUCGAUCCUGAGGAGGAACAGAGAGAACGGAAGCGACGAGCACAACAGUACCGUCGAAACAGUAGUGCCAGCACCCACUUGACACGCAUGGUGGAGUAUUGA